AGCUGUGGAUUCUGUGUAGCCGGUUAGAUAGCUACUUCGGUUUAACACCAACGAUGAAGAAGUGAAGCAAGGCAGCGCCGUUUUCCCUAAUCGCAAACCAAAUCAUUUAACAUUGGAGGGGUUCGAGUUCACAGAGCACUGACAGGAUCUGAACUGAGGAGGAGACGACAGCGUGACAUCCCUAUUUUAGAUGUUUCUUAUUAAGGCAGGUUUGGGGACAGCUAUACCGUGGGUCCUUGUUUCGUUUGCUUUUUGGUAGCACGACAGUGACCUUAUCGACUCCAUGUUGUCCUCUCGAAUUGAUUGUUUUGUGCUCAUCUUUUUAUUCCGUUAUGUUAGAUAGUUGUAUUUUGAAUGGUCACUUUAUGGCCAGCAUCUUUAAGAUGUAACAUUAUCGCUGUUAGUGACGAAUACAUGUUUACUGUGAAAAUUACUUGAAAAAAGUCAGGCCGGUCUAUGCCGGUGAUUGCACUUAAUUUUUACGUCCAACGCAACGUAUUGCGUUAAUUAGCUAGCUAGCUGCAUUUUUACAAAUUGAACUGAAGCACUUUUUAAAAUCAUUUUCUUUAUCAUCAAAGUCGUUGCUAGUAGCAUAUUUGCACUGACAUAAGCUAUCAAGUGAGGUAGCUAACUGUACUACGGCAGAUACAUUGAUAUAGAUACCUAACUGGUUCAGAUAGGCUGUUCUUUUUACUUUUAAUGGCUACUAGCUAGUUAGCGAUGUAAGUAAUUACCAGACCACAUGACCCACCAUAAGUAACUAGCAAGCUAUUGGUAGUUCCUCCAUGGUCGUGUGUCUAUUCUUGAAUUUCUGUUUUUAUCAUUGUAGUGUUAAUUUUUCCGCCAGUUAGCUUGGCUGGAAGCUGCAAGAGGUGUUCUGCUUCAGGUAGGCCAUUUUUCCCCCGUGGUAGCUACGCGGUCAAACCUGAAGUUUUUGUUGGCUUGUGGGUGGGCAGUUGUCAUUUGCUUCGUUGAUUCACUUGGCUGUCACCAGUGGUUUGUCAUGCUGCUGUCCUAUUCUGAACUGUGGAAAGUAUGCGUGGAUUACGUCUUCAGACCUUAUACUAUGGUCGUCGGCACCAUCACAGCCGUCGCUUAUUACCUCUGGGGAUGUGAGGGUGAGACGCCGAUCCUGGUGUGCAGCGAUGGGUUCCGUGUCUUCCUGGAACGCCACUGUCCCGUGGUGGCCGAACGGUUCCGGCCCACGCCUUGGUGCUGGGGCGGCCGGCUGCAGACCCUGGUCCGCGUGCUCAUCAAGUCCAGCCCGUCGGUGACAUACAGGAAUGAGCUGAUCAAAACCAGGGAUGGGGGUCAGAUCUCUCUUGACUGGGUGGACAACGCAAGCAGCACCACCUACCCAGAGGGUUCCACUCGGCCCACCGUGCUGAUUCUGCCGGGCCUGACGGGAAACAGCCAGCAGACGUACGUUCUGCAUGCUGUGAGCCAGGCAACUCGCCGAGGCUACAGAUCUGUGGUGUUUAAUAACAGAGGCUUUGGGGGGGAAGAGUUACUGACUCCCCUAACGUUCUGUGCAGCUGACACCUCCGACCUGGAGCGCGUGAUCCAGCAUGUGAGGGAGCUCUUUCCACAGGCACCGCUGCUGGGGACGGGGGUCUCCCUGGGGGGGAUGCUGCUGUUAAACUACCUGGCUCGAAAGGGCAGCGAAGCGGGGCUGCUGGCGGGGCUCACCAUGUCUGUCAGCUGGGACACGCUGGAGUCCUGCGCCUCCCUGGAGAGGCCAAUCAACCGGCUGCUUUUCAACAGGCACCUCACCGGGAACCUGUGCCGCGCCAUCAACAGGCACAGAAAGAUGCUGGAGACCGUGGUGGACGUGGAGCACGUGCUGAAGGCUCGGACCAUCCGUGAGUUCGACGAGCGGUACACCUCCGUUAUGUUUGGCUACAAGUCCUGUCGGGACUACUACGUGGACGCCAGCCCUGGAUACAAGCUGCCCCAAACUGCUAUUCCCGUGCUGUGCCUUAAUGCUGCUGACGACCCUUUCUCCCCCAAACACGCCCUCCCUCUUUCCCUGGCCCAACGCCUGCCCAACGUCGCGCUCCUGGUGACUGCCCACGGCGGCCACAUCGGCUUCCUGGAGGGCCUCUUCCCCCGAGGAGAGGGCUACAUGGACCGGCUCUUCGGCCAGUUCAUCCAGGCGGCGUUUGAACACCCCGGGGACCUGAAGGGGGCCUGCGGGAUCAGGGACGACCCCACCGGCGGGCUGCCCCCAGCUUCCUCGGCGGGCCGGUCACCUGAGCGGGCCCGCGUAUGAAGAAAGAUUACUUCCGUUGCACUCAGUAACACAACCAUAACCCCAUCACCCCCCACAUCUCAGGCUCUCAUCAGUAAUAAGAAAUUUAAAAGGACUAAGCACAGGCCAACAGUACAACAGUUUGUAAUCUGGCCUCAUAGCUGAAUGAUCACACUUUCAGGAUGACCUAUAGAUCACAGAUGACUUACAGAACUAAUGCCUUAUCGAUCUGUAAAUUAGAGUUGCAGGCCUCCCAUUGUCGUAGUUAAAUGUGAGAGUUUGUCUGAACAGUGUUUGGUUGUUCCUGUCAGAACCUGGAGCGGGAGUAGAGCAGGAAUGUG
Messenger RNA from Megalops cyprinoides (Indo-Pacific tarpon), 2592 nucleotides. RefSeq names its product protein ABHD1-like. Bases 1004 to 2272 code for a protein of 422 amino acids. The record is from RefSeq and is a predicted model, not a curated record. Gene Ontology annotation, biological process: medium-chain fatty acid catabolic process; medium-chain fatty acid biosynthetic process. NCBI's taxonomy places the organism in Eukaryota, Metazoa, Chordata, Actinopteri, Elopiformes, Megalopidae. Gene Ontology annotation, molecular function: monoacylglycerol lipase activity; acetylesterase activity. The transcript has 9 exons.